AGGCGGAGUCGGGGAGAGAGCAAGAUGGCGGCCCGCGGUAGUGACAGCGAAGAUGAUCUCGUCACCUACGGGACUGGCCUUGAGCCCCUGGAAGAAGGUGAAAGACCAAAGAAACCACUUCCCAUUCAGGAUCAGACAGUUAGAGAUGAAAAAGGAAGAUACAAGCGGUUUCAUGGAGCCUUUAGUGGUGGUUUCUCUGCUGGAUACUUCAAUACUGUUGGCUCAAAAGAGGGAUGGACGCCCUCUACCUUUAUAUCUUCAAGACAAAACAGAGCAGAAAAAGCUGUUCUUGGUCCAGAAGAUUUUAUGGAUGAAGAGGAUCUUAGUGAAUUUGGGAUUGCACCUAAGGCAAUUGUUACCACCGAUGAUUUUGCCUCUAAAACCAAAGAUAGAAUUAGAGAAAAGGCCAGGCAGUUGGCUGCUGCUGCUGCACCUAUUCCUGGAGCCACUGUACUAGAUGACUUAAUAGCACCAGCAAAAUUAUCCAUUGGUUUUGAAUUGUUACGAAAAAUGGGUUGGAAAGAAGGACAAGGAGUUGGUCCUCGAGUAAAGAGAAAGCCACGUAGGCAAAAACCUGUUCCUGGAGUAAAAAUCUAUGGUUGUGCUUUACCCCCUAAUGGUUCUGAAGGAUCAGAGGAGGAUGAUGACGACUAUCUGCCAGAUAAUGUGACCUUUGCACCCAAAGAUAUAACUCCAGUGGAUUUCACUCCUAAAGACAACGUUCAUGGACUUGCUUAUAGGGGUCUAGAUCCACAGAAAGCAUUAUUUGGAAUUUCAGGGGAGCACUUUAAUCUUUUCAGUGAUGUAUCUGAGGGGACCAGCAAUCUUCUUGGAAGCAUUAGACCAAAUAAAGGAAGAAGACUUGGAAUUUCGGGACAGGCUUUUGGUGUAGGUGCUUUGGAAGAAGAAGAUGAUGAUAUCUAUGCAACAGAAGCAUUAUCUAAGUAUGAUACCAUUUUGAAGGAUGAGGAACCUGGGGAUGGACUCUAUGGUUGGACAGCACCCAAGCAGUAUAAAAGCAGGACAGGAUCAGAAAAAGAUACCCAGUAUGUUGGCAAAAUUUUGGAUGGGUUUUCCCUGGCAUCUAAACCUUUAUCUUCUAAGGAAAUUUACCCACCACCUGAAUUGCCAAAGGAUUACAGACCAGUCCAUUAUUUCAGACCUGUGGUAACUGCAACUUCAGAAAAUUCUCAUUUAUGUCAAGCACUAUCAGAAUCAACUGGGAAAAUAUUAAGUGAUAUGUCAAAACAAAGCAGAUAUCAGUUAAAUGCCUCUAAGAGGGGAGAAAUGCUUGGAGAAACUCCCAUUCAGGAUUCAACAACAUCUAUUUUAGAAUUUCUAUCCCAGAAAGAUAAAGAACGAAUAAAUGAAAUGAAACGGGCAACUGAAAUUAAAGCAGCUGAAAUAAAGGGAAAGGCUUUGGUACCAAAAGCUUGGAAUAGCAGAUUUCAGCCAGAUUCUCCAGAUGAUUCUCCAUACACACAGCAGAUGGUAUUGAGUGGGGAUGUAACUGCAGGAAGAUCCAGUGAUUUCAGACCUUUUGCAAAAGAUCCAGAAAAACAAAAACGAUAUGAAAAGUACUUAGGCAAUAUUAAAAAAGGGCAGAAAGAUGCUUUGGAAAGUUGUUUAGAUCCCAGGAUGACUGAAUGGGAACGAGGACGAGAACGGGAUGAAUUUGUGCGAGCAGCUGUGCUGUACAGGCCCUCCAGUUCAUCACUGUCCUCCAGAUUUACUCAUGCCAAACAGGAAGAUGACACAGACCAAGUAGAAGUUCCUCGAGACCAAGAGAAUGAUGUUAAUGACAAACUGUCUGCUGUGAAGAUGAAGAUGUUUGGAAAGCUCACAAGAGAUAAAUUUGAGUGGCACCCUGAAAAAUUGCUUUGUAAAAGAUUCAACAUCCCUGAUCCUUACCCAGCUUCAACUAUAGUUGGAUUACCAAAAGUUAAACAUGAUAAGUAUUCAGUAUUUAACUUUUUAACAAUAGCUGAGCCCACAACAUUAACUACAACUCAAGUAUCAAAUGAAAGGGCGCAACAGAAUCACAGUCGCAACAAACCAAGAAAGCCAUCCAGGUGGGAUAUACCUGACCAAGAACAGAAGAAAGAAGAUUGUAUUAGUGAGUUUCUAAGUAUGGCUAGAUCCAAAGCUGAAAUUCAGAAACAGCAACUGAGGCCAUUGGUAAAUAAUGCUGAAGGGAGUGCAGUGGAAUCAUCUUCAGCUAAGGUGGAGAAUGAAAGUGUAGAUCAGAAGAAUGAAGAAGAUAGCAGACCAUCCAUGGAUUUAUUUAAAGCUAUUUUUGCCAGUUCUUCUGAUGAAAAAUCCUCUUCCUCUGAAGAAGAUGAAAGUGAAAAUGAAGACAAUCAAGCUGAUCCUGGAGGAUCAGAUCCUGCAAGUCCAAAACCAAGUGAUUUGGUAGAAACAUCAUCUGAUAUACAAGUCAGUGCCCUGGUGGUCAAUGAGCCAGUGCCUCCUGUUACUUUACAGAAGAUGCAGCUUGAUGAAAGAGAAGAAUUUGGCCCACGGCUCCCUCCUGUGUUCUGUCCUAAUGCUCGUCAGAAACAUGAACCUGUGCCACAGUCCAGCUUUUUGGAAGGCCACCCAAAAGAGAAACCUAAGAAGAGCAAAGAAAAACGGAAGACAAAGAAAGACCACAAGCACAAAAAAGAAAAGAAAAGGAAACAUAAGAAGCAUAAACAGAAAGGCAAACAGAAAAAUAAAAAAACAGAGAAGAGUAGUAGUUCGGAGAGUGUUGAUAGCAGUGACAGCCAGAGUGAUUCAGAGGUCAAAGACAUAUCACCUCAGGAACUUCUGAGAAGGCUGAAACGUCUUCCAUUAACAAAGAAGUAACCUGUUUCUUUAAUUUUGAACUGGGUCUGAUCUCUCUUCUGAAAUUUUGAUCUCCUCUAUGAUGGUAGAUCAGUUAUUGUAUAAUUCAUGCAGUGUACAGAUUAUAUUUAUAUAUAAAGCUAUGAUUUGAAACAGAUUUUUAAAUCUUUGCAUUUCAAAGUCUGAACUGGAAAGUUGCAAACUGGGCUUUAGCUAGUGGCAAAAGAAUAAAAUUCACAAUGUGCAUUUUAAUUAAAAUAUAAUUUUGCAUAAUAAAUUAGUAAUUACAAUUUUA
Molecule: messenger RNA, 3121 nt
Organism: Phascolarctos cinereus (koala)
Lineage: Eukaryota; Metazoa; Chordata; Mammalia; Diprotodontia; Phascolarctidae
Gene: GPATCH1
Product: G-patch domain containing 1
Biological process (GO): mRNA processing
Cellular component (GO): nucleus
Molecular function (GO): RNA binding
Source: RefSeq, a predicted model, not a curated record